AUGUUGAUGGACCUAAGCAAUACAGGCCCAUAUGCUUGUCCAAAGAAUGUCAGACAGGUCUACAUCAUGAUGGACAGGAUCUGGGUCCCUCGGGCAGAGCUUGUUGAGAAAAAUGAUGAGGACCAAAAGAUUGAACAAGAUGGCAUCAAACCAGAAGAUAAAGCUCAUAAGGCCGCGACCAAAAUUCAGGCUAGCUUCCGUGGACACAUAACGAGGAAAAAGCUCAAAGGAGAGAAGAAGGGUGAUGCCCCAGCCGCUGAGGCGGAGGCGAAUGAGAAGGAUGAAGCCCCCGUCGCUGAUGGCGCGGAGAAGAAGGAGGGAGAAGGUUCCACUCCCGCUGAAGCGGCCCCAGCCGCCGGCCCCAAGCCCGAAGAGACCGGCAAAGCCGGCGAAACUCCUUCCGAGGAGACGAAGGGGGAGGGCGCCCCCGAGGCUGCCACAGAGCAGGCAGCGCCCCAGGCUCCUGCCCCCUCGGAGGAGAAGGCCGGCUCUGCUGAGACAGAAAGUGCCACUAAAGCUUCCACUGACAACUCGCCGUCCUCCAAGGCCGAAGACGCGCCAGCCAAGGAGGAGCCUAAACAAGCCGACGUGCCUGCUGCUGUCACUGCUGCUGCUGCCGCCACCACCCCUGCUGCAGAGGAUGCUGCUGCCAAGGCAACAGCCCAGCCUCCAUCGGAGACUGCGGAGAGCAGCCAAGCCGAGGAGAAGAUAGAAGCUGUAGACGAAACCAAACCUAAGGAAAGUGCCCGGCAGGAUGAGGGUAAAGGAGAAGAACGCGAGGCGGACCAAGAACAUGCCUGA
Molecule: messenger RNA, 801 nt
Organism: Physeter macrocephalus (sperm whale)
Lineage: Eukaryota; Metazoa; Chordata; Mammalia; Artiodactyla; Physeteridae
Gene: GAP43
Product: growth associated protein 43
Exons: 3
Coding region: 1-801 (266 amino acids)
Biological process (GO): axon regeneration; axon choice point recognition; regulation of growth
Cellular component (GO): cytoplasm; plasma membrane; postsynaptic density
Molecular function (GO): lysophosphatidic acid binding; phosphatidylinositol phosphate binding; phosphatidylserine binding
Source: RefSeq, a predicted model, not a curated record